Molecule: messenger RNA, 7173 nt
Organism: Nyctereutes procyonoides (raccoon dog)
Lineage: Eukaryota; Metazoa; Chordata; Mammalia; Carnivora; Canidae
Gene: MORC2
Product: MORC family CW-type zinc finger 2
Exons: 27
Coding region: 1481-4708 (1075 amino acids)
Cellular component (GO): nucleus
Molecular function (GO): zinc ion binding
Source: RefSeq, a predicted model, not a curated record
GAGUUAGGGGCCUGACUCCCCAGCGACGAGACAAGAUGGCUCCUCCGGUCCGCGCCGCAGCUACCGUCCCGGCUGCGUCGCUCGGCCCGCCCCCGGUACUGUUUCUUUAAAUGGCGGAGAGGGUCAUGAAAGCAGGAAGAGAGGCGCGCGCUCUCACGUGACAGGGGCGGGCCCGGCUAACAAGAUCCGGUCACGUGGAGACCCGCUUCCCGCCAAUCAGGAGGCGUCGCAUCAGGGCGGGGGCGGGAAGAGCUGCGGCUCCGUGAUUGGCUGAGUGCGCCGCGGAGGCCUCGGGGGCUUGGGGCGUCGGGGAGUGCGCGAGGCGGCCCGGGUUGUGUGCACUAGCGGAGACAAAGCGGUGCCCGAGGUGGCCGCGGCGGCUGCGGCAGCGGCGGCAGAGCAGCCCUAAACGCCGAAUAUCGUGGUGCUGAGUCCUGUCAUCAUCUCAUCCAGCGCGGCGCGUGGGCGGCUUGUCUCGCGGCGGCGGCGGCAGCGGCGGAGGCGGAGGCAGCACAUGGUUCCAAGAGCGCGCUGCGGUUGUUGGGUUCCGAUUCCGUGGGGAGGGAUAAAGGCAGCUUUGAGCACCGGGCAACGCCCGGUCGGGUGGUGCGCUCGCCACACUGCCCUCGACUCGAGCCUUGAAAGCUGGGACUAACUCCUCUCAUGAGGAGGAGGCAGCCUCGGUACCGAGGCCCGGCAAGGGCCCGGCAGCCAGAGGCCUCUGUCUGAGGGAAGUGGGGGAGGGGCGCUGCCCACGUCAGGUGAUUUGGGCGGGUCAAUUCUGAGGCGUCUUUGUGGGUCAGUGUGAGGUAAUUUGACCAGCGCACUACCCUGAGGGGAUUGGGACGGGACCACAAGCUAGAUUGGUUCUGGGCUUUGGAAACAGAAAUCGCCCUCAGCGCUUAGACCUUUCAGUUGGGAGGUGGUGAAGCCGGAACUAACGCCGUAUGUACUCCAUCGACUUCGUAGUCCUCAGCCUGGGGCCUGUUUAAGAAUCCUGGGCUCAUUGGUGAAGAAAAGGGUGACUGUCCAGUUUUAUGACCGAAGUUGGUAAAUUUCCGGAUUGCUAAAUUUUCUGAUCAGAAAUUUAGAGGAACAAAGAAAGCUUGAAGAACUUGUGAAGAUGGAGCAGUCAUAAAUCUUCAACUCCCAAUACCGUCUACUCCAAGACCAUCCACAUUCGACUCCUUGAACUAUCGCAACUUAAUGCUAAAGCACUUUAAGACUACAGAUUUAUAACAUAGUUUUUUCCCCCAGAAUAUUGCAUCAUAAACAUUGAGAAGAUUAAAAAAAGGAGGAAUCAAUUGUAGUUUUAGACAUCUCUUUGAAUGUGUUUUGGAUAGGUACUAGGAAACCUUCUUUAACCGUCAGAAGCUCAGACUUACCAAACCUUUACUGGAAGGAAUCCUGGGAAAUCUAUUACACCGUAAGGUUUUAUUUCCCAGUUAGAGGGUAAAGGACUGAAGACCUCACUGCACUCAUGGCUUUCACAAAUUACAGCAGUCUCAAUCGAGCUCAGCUAACCUUUGAAUAUCUGCAUACAAAUUCAACUACUCAUGAAUUCUUAUUUGGUGCUCUUGCUGAACUGGUUGAUAAUGCAAGAGAUGCUGAUGCAACCAGAAUAGAUAUUUACGCUGAAAGGCGAGAGGACCUUCGAGGAGGAUUUAUGCUCUGCUUUUUGGAUGAUGGAGCAGGAAUGGAUCCAAGUGAUGCUGCCAGUGUGAUCCAGUUUGGGAAGUCAGCCAAGCGAACACCUGAGUCCACCCAGAUUGGGCAGUAUGGGAAUGGAUUAAAAUCGGGCUCAAUGCGCAUUGGGAAGGAUUUUAUACUCUUCACCAAGAAGGAAGACACCAUGACCUGCCUCUUCUUGUCUCGGACCUUUCAUGAGGAGGAAGGCAUUGAUGAAGUGAUAGUUCCGUUGCCCACCUGGAAUGCUCGGACCCGGGAACCUGUCACAGACAACGUGGAGAAGUUUGCCAUCGAGACAGAACUCAUCUACAAGUAUUCUCCCUUCCGCAAUGAGGAGGAAGUUAUGACUCAGUUCAUGAAGAUUCCUGGGGACAGUGGAACACUGGUGAUCAUCUUCAAUCUCAAACUCAUGGAUAACGGAGAGCCAGAGCUAGACAUAAUCUCAAAUCCAAGAGAUAUCCAGAUGGCAGAGACUUCCCCAGAGGGCACGAAGCCAGAGCGGCGCUCCUUCCGCGCUUAUGCAGCUGUGCUCUAUAUUGAUCCCCGGAUGCGGAUCUUCAUCCACGGGCACAAGGUGCAGACCAAGAGGCUCUCCUGCUGCCUAUAUAAGCCCAGGAUGUACAAGUACACAUCAAGCCGUUUCAAGACUCGUGCAGAGCAGGAGGUGAAGAAAGCUGAGCAUGUAGCACGGAUUGCUGAGGAGAAGGCACGGGAGGCUGAGAGCAAAGCUCGGACCUUAGAAGUUCGCCUAGGUGGAGACCUUACUCGAGACUCAAGGGUGAUGUUGAGGCAGGUCCAGAACACAGCCAUUACUCUGCGCAGAGAAGCCGAUGUCAAAAAGCGGAUCAAGGAGGCCAAACAGCGAGCACUUAAAGAACCUAAGGAACUGAAUUUUGUUUUUGGGGUCAACAUUGAACACCGGGACCUGGAUGGCAUGUUCAUCUAUAACUGUAGCCGCCUGAUCAAGAUGUAUGAGAAAGUGGGCCCACAGCUGGAAGGGGGCAUGGCAUGUGGUGGGGUUGUUGGGGUUGUUGAUGUGCCCUACCUGGUCCUCGAACCUACACACAACAAGCAGGACUUUGCUGAUGCCAAGGAGUACCGGCACCUGUUGCGGGCAAUGGGGGAGCAUCUGGCACAGUAUUGGAAGGACAUUGCCAUUGCCCAGAGGGGAAUCAUCAAGUUCUGGGAUGAGUUUGGCUACCUCUCUGCCAACUGGAACCAGCCUCCAUCCAGUGAGCUACGUUACAAGCGCCGGAGAGCUAUGGAAAUCCCAACCACCAUCCAGUGUGAUUUGUGUCUGAAGUGGCGAACCCUCCCCUUCCAGCUGAGUUCUGUGGAAAAAGAUUACCCUGAUACCUGGGUUUGCUCCAUGAACCCUGAUCCUGAGCAGGACCGAUGUGAGGCUUCUGAACAGAAGCAGAAGGUUCCCCUGGGGACAUUCAGAAAAGACCUGAAGACACAAGAAGAGAAGCAGAAGCAGCUGACAGAGAAAAUUCGCCAACAGCAGGAGAAGCUAGAGGCCCUGCAGAAAACCACUCCUAUCCGCUCCCAAGCUGACCUGAAGAAAUUGCCUUUGGAAGUGACCACCAGACCUUCUACAGAGGAACCUGCACGUAGACCUCAGCGUCCUCGGUCGCCUCCUUUACCUGCUGUGAUCAAGAAUGCCCCAAGCAGACCUCCUUCCCUGCAGGCUCCCAGGCCAGCUAGCCAGCCCCGAAAGGCUCCUGUUAUCAGCAGUACCCCUAAGCCUUCUACCCUGGCAGCUCGGGAGGAGGCCAGUACAUCCAGGCUGCUGCAGCCACCUGAGGCACCCCGAAAGCCUGCUAACAUACCGGCUAAGACUGCGCCCCGGCCCACUCCUAUGGUGCAGCCACUGUCACCAUCUCUGCUACCCAACGCCAAGAGCCCUCGGGAGGUCCCUGCUCCCAGAGCCAUCAAGACUCCAGUAGUCAAGAAGCCAGAGCCACCCAGUAAACUCUCCCCAACCAUUCCUGGUCGGAAGCGGACUCUUGGGGUCUCUGAUGAGGAAGAAGCCGAGGAAGAGGCUGAGAGGAGGAAAGAAAGGUCUAAGCGGGGCAAGUUUGCUGUGAAGGAGGAAAAGAAGGACUUGAAUGAGCUCUCAGAUAGUGCUGGGGAAGAGGACCCAGCUGACCAUAAGAGGGCUCAGAAAGAUAAAGGGUUGCACGUGGAGGUGCGUGUGAACAGGGAGUGGUACACAGGUCGUGUCACAGCUGUGGAAGUGGGCAAACAUGUGGUGCGGUGGAAGGUGAAGUUUGACUACGUGCCCACAGACACCACUCCAAGAGACCGCUGGGUGGAGAAAGGCAGUGAGGAUGUGCGGCUGAUGAAGCCCCCUUCUCCGGAGUACCAGAGCCCUGACACGCAGCAGGAGGGUGGGGAGGAGGAGGAGGAGGAGGCAGUGGUGGCAGCACCACCUGCGCCGCCAGCGGCGGCGGCCCAGCAGGCUGUAGCCACGGCAGAGCCCUCUACUUCUGACUGCAUCCGCAUAGAGCCUGACACCACUGCCCCGAGCACCAACCAUGAGACCAUUGACCUGCUCGUCCAGAUCCUCCGGAAUUGUUUACGGUACUUCCUGCCUCCUAGUUUCCCCAUCUCCAAGAAGGAGCUGAGUGCUAUGAAUUCAGAUGAGCUAAUAUCAUUUCCUUUGAAAGAGUACUUCAAGCAGUAUGAAGUGGGACUCCAGAAUCUGUGCCAUUCCUACCAGAGCCGUGCUGACUCACGGGCCAAGGCCUCUGAGGAGAGCCUGCGCACUUCUGAGAGAAAGCUCCGAGAGACAGAGGAGAAGCUGCAGAAGCUGAGGACCAACAUCGUGGCGCUCCUGCAAAAGGUGCAGGAGGAAUCUGUGGUUCCAACCCUGGCUGCACAGCAUCCUGACCAGGAGGGCUGGAGGUGGUGCGGCUGCCUGGGCCUCAUCCCAGCCAGACCCACGGACAUAGACAUCAACACAGAUGAUGAGCUGGAUGCCUACAUCGAGGACCUGAUCACCAAGGGGGACUAAGGGGCUCAAGACAAGGGGACUAAGGGGCUCAAGACAAAAAUCAGUUCCUCUGCCCUUCAAGGCAGAGUUCUUGGGGGGUGGUGUUUUGUUCAUGGGUGGUGGACUUACCUUGGUUUGAUUCACAUGAGACAUUUGUGCUUUUGGAGGGAAAAAUACUCUGAUUCUUUGAAUCUUCCUCCCUAAGUUUAUAAAUAUUUAUUUUUUAAAAGAAAUAAGAUGCUGCGCCUGCUGUGAGAUCAUACAUUUUUCUUUUGGUGACUCCUGGGCAAAGGACAGAGAACCGGGAUGCCAAGCUCCUUCUCUUGGCUCCUGGGUCCUAAAGAUGUGGUAAACCCAGUGUCAUCUAUAAGUUGGAGAGGCUCCAGGGGCAGGGCUGGUCUCUUCUAGAGGAUGAACAAUGUUGAAAUCUGAGGGGUAGGGGAGGGAACAAGCCCUCCAGAGUGGUACUUUUCCUAGAGGCUCUGAUUUAGGGGACCCCUGGAGGCGGUGGGUCAGGAUAGAGGCUCAAUGCUGAGCAGCUCCCAUCUCAGGUCCGGGACAUGACCUCCAAUUCGACCUCGCCAUCCAUCACUCAAGUUCUCCCUGUGGCAGUGAUUUCCUCAGUUAACCAUGCAUGAAUAGUGAGGUUUUCCACUCCAAAAAUCUGAGUCCAGGUGGAGUAGUAGAUCUGACUCUAGUGGGCUGUACCCUGAAUGAAUGUUUGAAUUCCAAAGGAUUCUUUUUGAAAAAGCCCUUUGUGACAGUGCCCCUGGUACUGAUCUGGUGGUGACCUCUGCCGGUGGGUUUGGCAGGGUCUGGAGGGAGCACGCUGCUCAGAUGGUGCUGGCUGACCUGGAGAGCCUGCUGCUGUUGCUGCUUUUACGGUUUCCCCCCCCCGCCUGGCCCCACCAAUCCCUGCUCUGGGCUAGACAGGAAAAGGGGUCACUGAGCCACAGGGACUCCAGAGGCAGCUUUUUAGAAAGCACACCAUGCCUUCCCUCCCAUCUAGUCACAGCGUCAUUCAGCUGUGUCCCUCAAGUGACUUCUCAGGGUCAAAGACAAAGGCAAGAGUUGCUGAGUUUCUCUUUAGUCACUGGAAAAAUUCUGGUUUGAUUUUCCCCAACUGUCUUCUCUCCUCUUUAUUUGGGGACUUUGGGUUUUCUAGAGGCACAAGAACUGUGGCCUGGUACUGCUUAGUCUGGGAUUCAAACCUUUCUGGGUGUGUUUCUGCCAUCUAUCCACCUCAGGUCAUCAUGGCCCACAUGCCACUCCGUGGCCUCUGCAGGAGACUGGGAGGUGCUGGUGAGGGAAGUCUUUACCCACUUGUGUGCCCAGAAGCACCUGCAACUUGUGGGUUUGGGCCUUCCCCAAACCACAUCCCUGGAGGAGGGUUAUUUGGGGACAUACCACUCAGAACUUGGCCUCUUCCUCUGGAAGAUUCUCUGAACCUUGGAGUUUCUUGAGCUGGUGAUUACUCUCCUUCCAGCUCACUCUCUUCAUCCCAGGCAGCAUGUGGUUCAUGUUUGUCCCCAAACCUUAUUGUUUGAAUCUAAUAGGAAGUUGGUUCUGCAUUUUUAUCAAAGGGUGUAAUACCCACCUUUUUUAUUUACACACCUGUAAUCAAAAUGCAAUACUAUAAAACUUUUGCUGGUGAGACUCCUGAACUCAGUCUGUUUUCUUCUGUUAGUAAAAUCUAGCACCUUCUACUUCAUUCUUUCUACCACUGUGGCUUUAAAUGGAUUUCAGAUAUUUCUUCAUCACGAUCUUCCUUUUUCUGUAUCCACCCUCCUUACCACAGAAACAAAUGCUCAAUUUCUUAGAAUGUUUUAGCUUGAACUUCGGUGUAACCACUUUGCUGUUUAAAUCCAGUCACAGCUGUACUGAAUGCAGCCUGUGUCCCAGGCAGAGCUCCUGCCAUUCUGGUUGGGAUGGGACCCGCCUGAAAUUGUCUGAGGACAUGGGAGGAGGGAGUCGUCUGGCUGGUCUGUGGCCCAAGGGUCACUAGCACAGUGGCAGCAAAACAGGUGAAUACAGAGGAGCAAUGGGGACUUUCUUUGGUUUUAAGUGACACAGCAUACAGUAAUAAUUCAAACAGUACAGAAAGGCUGGAAAGCCUGAAAAGCAAGACGCCCUUUCACCCUUGACCCCUAUUUUCUCCCUGAGAAUAAUAUCCAUACUUGUCCACACAUCCACUCUGUUCAGUUUCUGCCUGUUUCCCACAAUGUAUCUUGGAACCUGUUUCAGAAUAGCCAAUAUGGGUCUACUUUUUUCUUCUGCAAAACCCAUAGCAUUUCAUUGUCUUGGAUGUACCAUUAAGAGUCUCCUACUUAAAAAGAUUUGGGUUAACAUUUACGAAAAAUGCCCUGAUGAAUGUGGUGUGUGUGUGUAUUAUUGACUCAGAUCUGUAUGUAUGUAUGUAUGGUAAACUCCAAAGAGAAAUGGCUGUGUCAAAUGGUAGGUAUUAAUAUUAAAAAUAUUAAGAUGGU